UGUGCAACAUUCUGGAUGGCAUAUAAAAUGCCAGGUAGAUUCCAAUGAUACAAUAAUUUUUGAGGGACAGCGCAAGCCUCGCAGCCUCCCAGGGCCCAACCCACAGCCAGCGAGCUCCGAUGCCCAGAGAGGCAGGAAACGGGGCCAGCCAGGGGGACUCGAGAGCGGCUGCACUUUCCUGUCCCCCGCCGAGGAGAGCGGAGGAGCAGCGGCCCGUGGCCUGGCGAGUUUCCCCGGAGAGGAGCCGGAUUCCGGUGCAGGGACGGAGCGAGGAGUCCGAGACUCCCAAACAGGUGAGGAAGAUGAAGGUCAGAAUUCUAUGGAGCCACAUGUGAAUUUAUGGGGGGAAACAAAGAAAUUGAGGAUACAACAAAAAACUCACAAACGAGAAAAACGAUUUGAAUGUUUUGAAUGUGGAAAGAGCUUCAGUGAAAGUCAAACACUUGGAAUACACCAACGAACUCACACAGGGGAGAAACCAUUUAGAUGUAUUGAAUGUGGAAAGAGCUUCAGUACAAGUGGGAAACUUAGAGUACACCAACGAACUCAUACAGGGGAGAAACCAUUUAGAUGUAUUGAAUGUGGAAAGAGCUUCAGUCGAAAUGAUACACUUAGAAUACACCAACGAACUCAUACAAGGGAAAAACCAUUUAAAUGUAUUGAAUGUGGAAAGAGCUUCAGUACAAGUGGGAAACUUAGAAUACACCAACGAACUCACACAGGGGAGAAACCAUUUCAAUGUAUGGAAUGUGGAAAGAGCUUCAGUGAUAGGGGAUCACUUAGAAUACACCAACGAACUCACACUGGGGAGAAACCAUUUAAAUGUACUGUAUGUGGAAAGAGCUUCAGUGAUAGUGGAUCACUUAGAAUACACCAACGAACUCACACAGGGGAGAAACCAUUUAAAUGUAUUGAAUGUGGAAAGAGCUUCAGUGAUAGUGGAUCACUUAGAAUACACCAACGAACUCACACAGGGGAGAAGCCAUUUAAAUGUAUUGAAUGUGGAAAGAGCUUCAGUACAAGUGGGAAACUUAGAAGACACCAACAAAGUCACACGGGGGAGAAACCAUUUCAAUGUAUGGAAUGUGAAAAGAGCUUCAGUGAUAGGGGAUCACUUAGAAUACACCAACGAACUCAUACAGGGGAGAAACCAUUUCAAUGUAUUGAAUGUGGAAAGAACUUCAGUGAAAGUAGAGCACUUAGAAGACAUCAACGAACUCACACAGGAGAGAAACUAUUUGAAUGUAUUGAAUGUGGAAAGAGCUUCAGUCGAAAUGAUACACUUAGAAUACACCAACGAACUCAUACAGGGGAGAAACCAUUUAAAUGUAUUGAAUGUGGAAAGAGCUUCAGUGAAAAUGAAGCACUUAGAAGACACCAACGAACUCAUACAGGGGAGAAACUAUUUGAAUGUACGGCAUGUGGAAAGAGCUUCAGUCAAAGUGUAGCACUUAGAAUACACCAAAGAACUCACACAGGGGAGAAACCAUUUGAAUGUUUUGAGUGUGGAAAGAGCUUCAGUGAAAGUGGAGCACUUAGAAGACACCAACAAACUCAUACAGGGGAGAAACUAUUUGAAUGUACGGCAUGUGGAAAGAGCUUCAGUCAAAGUGGAAAACUUAGAAUACACCAAAGAAUUCACACAGGGGAGAAACCAUUUGAAUGUUUUGAGUGUGGAAAGAGCUUCAGUGAAAGUGUAGCACUCAGAAGACACCAACAAACUCACACAGGGGAGAAACCAUUUGAAUGUUUUGAGUGUGGAAAGAGCUUCAGUGUUAGUGGAUCACUUAGAAUACACCAACAAACUCACACAGGGAAGAAACCAUUUAAAUGUAUUGAAUGUGGAAACAGUUUCAGUGAUAGUGGAUCACUUAGAAUACACCAACAAACUCAUACAGGGGAGAGACCAUUUAAAUGUGUUGAAUGUGGAAAGAGCUUCAGUCGAAAUGAUACACUUAGAAGACACAAACGAACUCAUACAGGGGAGAAACCAUUUGAAUGUAUUGAAUGUGGAAAGAGCUUCAGUACAAGUGGAAAACUUAGAAUACACCAAAGAAUUCACACAGGGGAGAAACCAUUUAAAUGUAUUGAAUGUGGAAAGAGCUUCAGUGAAAGUGGAGCACUUAGAAGACAUCAACGAACUCACACAGGGGAGAAACCAUUUGAAUGUUUUGAGUGUAGAAAGAGCUUCAGUGAAAUUGGAUCACUUAGAAUACACCAACGAACUCACACAGGGGAGAAACCAUUUAGAUGUAUUGAAUGUGGAAAGAGUUUUAGCAUAAGCGGAGCACUUAGAAUGCACCAACGAACUCACACAGGGGAGAAACUAUUUAAAUGUAUUGAAUGUGGAAAGAGCUACAGUCAAAGUGGAUCACUUAGAAGACACCAACGAACUCACACAGUGGAGAAACCAUUUAAAUGUAUUGAAUGUGGAAAGAGCUACAGUCUAAGUGGAGCACUUAGAAUACACCAACGAACUCACACAGGGGAGAAACCAUUUAAAUGUAUUGAAUGUGGAAAGAGCUUCAGUGAAAGUGGAGCACUUAGAAGACAUCAACGAACUCACACAGGGGAAAAAUCACAGAUACUUUAAUAAACCGUAUAAGUGUUCUUUACCUUUCCUUCUAUGCUUCCCUGCAAUACUGAUAAAAUCAAACCACGCGAAUGCUUUCAGCCCCAGAAGAGGAGCUCCCCUUGGUGUCAGGGGAGGGGUCCAAGGGAGCAUCUGAAGCCCUGCCAUUCCUUCUGUCCCUGGCCCCUUCCCCUCCUCUCUCUGCCAUCCCAGGGCCACUCUUGACUCCACAGCAGGAGACUGGAUCUGUCUGUGAUGGUGAGAUGUCCUGGCUGGUUGAAGGACCACUUCCUGUUUCCUGGAGCUCCAUCCUUUCUCAUGCAGGGUGGAGUCAUGAAGCAGGUGAAGGCUCAGCACACCUAAGGGUGGCGCAGCGGGUGGGUGGGAUUCUGCUUAACCUUUCCCCGUCUGCUCCUUUAAUGGAUCCAAAUCCCCACACCAAAAGGGGCAGUGUGAGGGCGCAAUCAGUGUUAUGGAGCUGCACUGAAAAUCAUUUCUUUGUGACUGUAAGAGGCCCUUCUCAAAAAAACAAGCAUCAAGAGAAUUUAAGUUAUAGAAUUUAAAACAAACAGAUAAUUACAAAAAAAGAAAGCAGUCUGGUGCCACAUUGCGUAGGAGUUACUUUAGCACACUUUACCUGUGGCUUCCUUUGAAAAGAGCUCAGAAACUUCAAUGGCUCAAAGAGCUGCAGACACUUUGCUGACCAGGGCUGGCUAUAGGCAGCAUAGGACUCCCAUAUUAGUACAGCUCCGUCUGCCUAAUUGUCUGUUUCUGGACACAAUCAAUGUGUCCACAAGAAGAGGAAGAUAGAUUUGAGGAAGGCCAACCUGCAGAGGCACUACAAGUCGAAGCACAUCCAGUACCAGGAGUUCCAAGGGCAGCUGCACCAGGAGAAGGUCAAGGCGCUGAAAACGGACCUGUUGGGUAACCUGUGGCCCCUCCAGAUGAUGUGAAAUUGCAACUCACGUCUUCUUUAGCCGUUGGCCACGCUGGCUGGGGCUCAUGGGAGCUGGAGUCCAAGGAUCUAGGUGCACAAAGGCCGGGGACAUUUCAAAUCCCUCCUCAGUCGUGAAGCCGAUUGGGCGACUUAAAGCUGGUCACCAUCUUUAUGCAAAACCUCCCUCGCAGGGUUGCUGUGUGCGUGAAAGCAAUAUAUCUUGUGGUGGGCUUGAUGAGGGGAGUGUGGAACAGAAAUGUAAUUCAUAGGUAAGAAGACAGGAAAUAGUUCUGAAUCUGACUGAAAAUAAAGGAUUCUUUGU
This is a messenger RNA of Podarcis muralis (Common wall lizard), 3831 nucleotides long. The record is from RefSeq and is a predicted model, not a curated record. Lineage: Eukaryota; Metazoa; Chordata; Lepidosauria; Squamata; Lacertidae.